Phaeodactylum tricornutum CCAP 1055/1 is the source of this 1038-nucleotide messenger RNA. RefSeq lists its product with no specific name. The coding region runs from base 1 to 747 and encodes 248 amino acids. The record is from RefSeq and is a predicted model, not a curated record. The transcript has a single exon. Lineage: Eukaryota; Bacillariophyta; Bacillariophyceae; Surirellales; Neidiaceae.
AUGAGCAUCGAUAGCACACCAGUGUCAAGAUUACCCAUGGCGACGAAAGACUCUACAGGUUGUCCUUCGUUGAGCGAGUACGAAGUUAUUCGGGCUCGAAAUAUUGAAAGGAACAAUUCACGGUUGAGAUCUCUGGGUUUAAUUUCUGCUAAUGAACAACAGGAAUCAAACGACGCAGCUUGGAAACGACGUCCUCACAUUCCAGACGAGGCAAUACUGGCUGAAACCGAACAACUCCGCGAAGACGAAGACUUCAAAACCUCUUCAGAUAAUCGAAAGCGCAGGCGAACUCAAGAGGGUCCGUUUCCUUACAGAUCAUCAAUGCGGCUCAAGGGCCUCGAGCCUGACGGUGGCACCGCGAAUAUAACCUCCGAGCUGACGUUGAUUAAGUCACAGUCAGUUUCCACCAUCGAGGUGAAGGAACGACGCCGCAUUCUUAUCGAAGAAUGCCGGAAGGAGCGACAAAAGGCAGCACUUAUAUUUGCCCAACUAGGUAUUGCUCAAGCAGCAAAAGAAAAUCCUACUGCUACAUACGAGCACUGUUUGAUGCGGGUCCGUACCAUGACGGAAAAGGCACUGGCCAAUCGUGUAAAAGCAAUCGAACGGGCUGCGGGGAAGCACUGUGUUGUCAAGAUGGCAAUCUUCAAAUCCUGCUUACAAGACGAAGGAAAAUGGGAUCUGGCUGCUUUGGCGCGGGAUGCUUUGGAGCGCUUGAAAGCAAUGCUGCCACCGCCAACGGAAUCAUAGCUGAAUGCAUAUCCAUCCAAGAAUCCCACAGUAUUCUCAAGGACAGCUUGUGUAGGGUUCCGCAUAUUCUCGGUCAGAAGCUAUCCCAUCGGACCUUGGCGACCAAACCGAGUUUUCAAAAGGGCAUCGCAAAGUAUCCAGCUCCAGUAUUGCUGUUGAUUGGACAAGCGACAGCACAGUCCUGUUUUGUAGAGAGGAUCGGAAAGCUUGACUGUAAACUCAACCCUAGAGCUAUAUGCUAUCUGACUUUUAAUGAUAGAUAUUUACAAUUAGUGCGCUGUAGAAACGGUG